CGUUCGUUGUCUUUUCUCCCUUGCAAGGUUUCCUCAGGAGAAAGUCCAAUUCAGAGCUCGUCUGCUGUCUGAGGAAGCAGAAUGCCUUACUGAAGAUCCUGGUUCAGUUUUCUCGUCAACACUCAGAAGAUAAUAAGCUACUUGAGAGAUUCCUCACUGUUGGAACAGCUUUACUGGAAAAGUGUCAGCAGCUCAUGGCCAACAACAAUAAGAUUGAUGUGCUGUCAGAGCAGCUAAGUGAGAAAGAAGUAAAUGAGAUGGACGCAGACUCCACUACAGAUGAAUGGGCCUCACCCAACACCACAAUUGAUCUCCAAAACUGCCUCUGUGAUGCCUUGGAGAAGAACAAGCAGUGGCUGGAAUAUGACCAGCAGAGAGAGGCCUAUGUGAGGGCAAUUCUGGCCAGAAUGUUAUGGCUGGAGAAGCAGCUGAACGAAGCAAAUCAGGCCCGCUCACAGCAGCACAAUGAGGACCAUUCAGAUGAGAAGGAGCAGAUGAGGCAGAUGCAGAAGUAUUAUGAAAGUCUGUUACAGAGGGCCAAAGACCAGCUGGAUGUGCUCAGGAAGGAGCUCGACAUGGCCCAGCAUAACUUGAUAAUGACCCAAAGUUGGUGCAAGGAAAGGGAGAGUGAGGUGGAUGAGCUCAAGCAACAGCUGCAGACUGAAAAUAUGAACAGAGAAAGUACACAGGAAGAUCAUCAUUACUCUGAGGAUGAAGAGCACUGGCUGACUGCUGUGACUGAAGACCUUCAGUACAGACUGGAUGAGGAGGAGCGCAAGUCAGCUAGCUCUGAGCUGCAGUCCACUCCCUUUGAAAAGUUUCUGUUGGAUCGUCACCGUGCUGACCAGGAAAGGAUUGCAGACCUAGAGCGACAGAUCAAGAUUUCUUCGCAAGACCUUGAGGAUGAGAAACAGGACUGUUUGUAUUUACAGAAGCAAAUGGUCAGGAUUCUGAAGACGCUAAAACCUAAAGACCAUGUGACGAAGCAGUCGAAGAGAGACCGGCAGGAUUGCACCUCGUGUGAAGAGGCAUACCCACCCUCCCUGCGCUCCAGAGAUAGCCUUACAUCCUCCACUCACAGCAGCUCGCUGAAUGAAAGCUUCCUGGAGUGUCCCGGCUGCUGGUCCCAGUAUCCUGCCAGUCACCAUAGAGAACUGAUGACCCACCUUGAAGUCUGUCUGGACUAACCAGGGGUACAAGUUAUCUGAAUAAACUACAGUUGUGAGUUGCAGAGGUGCUUAUGAUUAUUUUAAAUUAACCCACAAAGCUUUGGUUGGCUUUAAAGUUCUUCCUCACUCAAUUUUUUAGCUAUGUUAGUGGUUCUGUAGAUAUACAAAGUCCCUAAAGGAUACUGCUAAUGACUCAUCCAGUGAAAUAUCUCAACAUAUAUGAGAUGUAUUGACACAGCAUUUGUUACAGACAUUCAUGGUCCCCACAGGAUGAAUCUUACUUUGCCUCUACCACAACCAUGAAGUUCACAUUUUUGAUUUUGGGUCAAAUAUCUUGAUAAUUAUUGGAUUGAUUGCCUUGAAAAUUAAAUUCUACUGAAUUUGGUGGUUCCUUGACUUUUCGUUUCACAUAAUUUCCAGCUCAAAAUUUUAUUGUGCCCAGUAAUUUGGUUUAUGACAUUAUACCUGCAAAACCAAUGACAUUCCCAUCAGCCUCAGCUGCACUUAGUGCUUACUGCUGAUUAGCAAAUGUUAACAAGCUAACAGGCUUAGACGGUGGUAAUUAUUUCCUGCUAAACAGCAUGUUAUCAACAUGUGAACAUACUGAUGUUUGCAUUUAGCUCAAAGUGCUGCUGUUCCCACAGAGCUGCUAGUAUGGCUGUAGACUAUACCAUUUUGUGAAUCCUGGUAUAGUGAAGGAAUGAUCCGCCCUACGCUCCAUGUGAUUGGCUACUACUUGUUGCCUUCGUUAGUUGGAUUGGUUAGGUUUAGGCAGGAGCAAUGGGAUUGGCUAAGGAUUAGGGUGAGAAUGUCAGUAAGCCAACAAGGGUUUGGCGACCCCUAUGGGACCCUCUGUGUUACUGCAGGGGGGCCAUACAAUUAUUGUUUGAUAUAUUUUUCUGUUUAUUUGUUUUCUGAAAUCAAAAUAUGUCAGGAAAAUACCCAUAUUCAUACCCAUAUUUGUUAAGUGAAAUUUUCUAUUUGUUAUAAAAAAAAACCUUUAUACAUCAGUGAUAGGCUAUCUGUUGCCCAUGAAUCCUUGUCCAAUAAAUUCAUGAUGUAUAAAAUAUGAAUCUGUUAGUAAUAAUAUUUUAAUACUUUGUAUUGUAUGCACUGUAUAAAGGUAUGUUUAUAUUUGGCUCUUUAGACUGCCCUACAUGCGCUACAUGUUAUUGUAGACCCAGUUUAUUAUGCAACUCAAUGUUAUACAUGAAGUAGGGCGCUUCAUCUCUCCUUCA
Messenger RNA from Epinephelus lanceolatus (giant grouper), 2407 nucleotides. RefSeq names its product centrosomal protein of 55 kDa-like. Gene Ontology annotation, biological process: mitotic cytokinesis; regulation of phosphatidylinositol 3-kinase/protein kinase B signal transduction; establishment of protein localization. Gene Ontology annotation, cellular component: midbody. The record is from RefSeq and is a predicted model, not a curated record. NCBI's taxonomy places the organism in Eukaryota, Metazoa, Chordata, Actinopteri, Perciformes, Serranidae.